AUGACUAAAAAAUCUAUCAUCAUAGAUAAUUACCAAAACUUCAACAUAACUUCAUGCAAAAAUGGAUAUGUCAACUCGUUAGAAUUCAUCCUUUCUUGCCUGGAACGACUUCUACUUAUUAAAGAUGCCAUCAAUAUUGUCUUAGCAAUAUUAACCAUUUCAAAUACACCUAAAGCGCGAAAAGAUGUAAAAAGGUUAAAAGAAAUACAAAUAACUGAUAAUAAUUUCAAAUAUGCUACAUUUUCCUCUAUGAUUCCUUCUAUUUUAGAAUUGAUAGAAAAGUUAGAUUACUCUAUAGACUACUCAAAUGAAUCGAAUUAUGUAAACUUUGAAACAAUUGACUUAGUAUUCGAUGAUAAUGUUGGAUAUGUUUAUGCACAGAAAGAGGAAGAAGGUAGUCCUAAAGAUCGAAAAAUUAAAAUUAAUACACCCAUUGAUAAUUUGUCAGAUAAUAAAUUAUUCCUUGCAUACCUUCUGGAUCUGAGAUUUAAAAAAUUAAGAUUUGCAAUAUCAACUCAACAACUCCAAGCCAAAGCUGCCUUUCGAGAAAAAUAUAAUGAUAUUAAAUUACUUCAAUCUUUACUAACCCUAAUAAACCAACCUUUAGAUAUCUAUGAAGAACAACCUUUUGCUGAAAAUAGUCGACGCCAAAUUUAUCAAAAAAUAUUCAUCAAAUUAAUUUUUACACAUAAUACCAUUGAUGAGCCAAAUGAUGAAAUAAGCCAUUACUUUUCUUUAUCUGAAGUUUUUUAA
Scutellospora calospora is the source of this 753-nucleotide messenger RNA. The record is from the annotation of a GenBank genome assembly. NCBI's taxonomy places the organism in Eukaryota, Fungi, Glomeromycota, Glomeromycetes, Diversisporales, Gigasporaceae.